AUGGAUUCGGCCAACGCCAGAGAUUGUCUCACGCACCUCGCGAGAGUCAAGUUGACCGAGAGAGAAGAUCUUGCUCAGCUCAACGACAAGCUUAUCGAUAUCAUCGAGAAUGUAAGGAUGUUUUUGUGGGGCUCAUAGUUCAUUUUCGUUCAGGUCCAUUUCAUGGAAGCCGAGCAUGCUACUCUGCUGCACGACUGCAACCUGCUCAAGACCGGAAUCCAGACGGACAGCAGCGGAAUCAAUGAGAUCUUCGAGUCGGAGAUCAGAGUAAGCCAAUCUUCUUUGUUUCAUUUUUGCUCCCAACUAAUUGAUAACCGCCGCACAUAAAAGUCAUGACAAUGGAAUGUUGAACAUGUUUGUUUCAAUAGAGUUCUCUUUUGAUCAAACACAAUUGGUUUGGUUUCAGCGUACUGAUAAGUUCUGCGCGUCCGCUUCUUUGUCUUUGCAGCACCCCCACAAAUAGACUUGUGUGUCGGUUUUAUGACAAGCGCACUAAUCUUUACGAGCACUAGUUUUCAACGUGAAAUAUAAUUAUUAUCAUUAGGGAGUGGCAGCUGGUGCAUAUCACUAAUGUUGCUGCAUUAUAGUUUUCGAAAACGGGUGCAAUUGCUUACGAAGAAACUAUACACUGAUAACGAAAAAAGAACAAGAAAGAAUUGAGGGCAAGAGAUCACAUACACAAGCAAUUUUUUUCAGAGUGUCAAGGUUGUGGUGGAGGGCAUCAACAGAAACCGUCAACAGCUUCUGGCCGAGCAAAAUCAUCUGGCUCCGCAAGUGAAAGAGGCCGAGCAGCAAUGGAGACACUCUGCCAAGGCGUCGCUGGGAAUUCCACGCGAGGUCGAAGAGCAUUUCGAGCGGAUUCACAAAAUUCAGGCGGAGGUAUCAAAUUCAAAUCACAAAACCUUUUUCUUAAAGUGUAUUAAUUUAGAACUGCCUCAUACUCCGAAAAACUAAGUAUCUCGAGAAAAAAAACCUUCUUACCAAGCAGAACAACGGAAGAAUCUACGAGCAGAUCAAUUUGAUGAGAAUGAGAAAAGAUCAGGCUGUGAGCCUGCAGCAAGAAUACGUUAUCCGCAAUAAAGAACUUCUGAACAGCAUCAGAAACAUGGAGGAGGACAACAAGAGAAUCAUCAUGAAUGAGCACAAGUACUUUGUCCGUGAUCGCACCGUAGAUCGUCAUGCGUUCCGCGACCAACUCCGCCAGGGUAUUGCUGACAUCCGUGCCGACUAUGAGUUCAAGCGAGUCAAGACCGAACAAGAAAUCCGUCAGUACGCCGAGAAGCAGAUUCGUGACCUUGAAAACAAUGCCGGAGAAACUAUUGCUAGAGACCGUAUGAGAGAAGAGUUGACGAUUGUGAAGAGAAACUGUCAAGACCUUCAGCAGAGGGUGUCCGACACCGAGAUUCGGGUAAAUCCAGUUGUUGCAGGCACUUCUGAACUGUGUUUCUGUUUUAGAACUCACAUCUCACUCAACAAAUUGAACUGCUACGUUUGGAGAUCUCUGAGAACCAUCAUUCCUUUGAGAUCAGUCUUGACUCGAAGACGAAGGAAAUUGAUAAGCUAAGAGAGCAGUGCACUGCUAUCAGUUUGGAAUUGGAGAAACUUUGCGAUUUGAACAUAGUGAGCGAAAAUUUUGUUAGUGCUCUUUUUUAACGUGAUACUUCAGGACCUGCAAAAGGAAAUCGCUCAAUACCGCAGACUUCUUGACGAUUCGGCCCGAAGUGCAUCAUCUGUCGCUUCUACUUUUCAAUCAACCAGAAGCACUGUCAUCCACCGCCCUCCAGUUGUACCGCCACCGGUCUUCAUUCCACCUCCACGAGCCCCAAGCCCACGUUUCCCGAGCCCACCCCGUCAUGCUGAAGACAUAAUUCAUGACAGCUCUCCACCCUCUCCACCCUCAAUCUACAAACCCUCUAGAAUUGACUCGCCCUACCGCCCUCCUCGUGGCGACAUCACCACUCCAUUCUAUUCGGGAUCGCGUUCCAUCUACCCAUCUUCUGGUGCUGAUACCACUCGCCUUCCAAGCCCAGCUCCUCUUCCUGCGGUCUCUCCGCUGCCACCAAUCGCUCCUUAUCAGCCAUAUGAACAAACUAAAAAAACGGUGAUCGGAGGGAGUUCGCAUGAUUCAAAGAUUCAUUUGGACGGAGGGGUUAUUGGCUACGAAGAAACAACCGGAAUUGUUACCGGAUACGGUUCCAACCCUUCAGCCACUGCGCACAGCUCAUCUGGUCAUUACGCCGCGACUGGUCAAAAUUCGCAACCUUAUAACCAUCGUCCAUAUGAAUCUAGCAGCAGCUUAGAUAAGAGUAUCCAGAUUGCCCGCUACUCUCCAUACGUGAUCACAUCUCCACUCCCUCAAGGAGCUCGAGAUAUCGGCAGCUACGAAACGAGCAGUAAGUUGAAUGAACUCUGAUCUCUCAAACUUUUUAUUCUCAUCACCGCAUUCCUGUACGGCACUAAGAACCCUAAGAGACAAAACUUUUUUAAUGCUCUAUCACAUCACAUUGUCCAGAUUAGUGUCAAAAAUGUUUGGUUUUCGGGGUUGAUAAGAGUGAUGCGUGCGUACGCAAAAGCGGGCGAAGCGCAGCAUACGUACAAACUUUUUGGCAAAAGCUCUUAAAAAAAUUUUUACGAUUCUUGAUUUUCACUCUGCGUUUCAUCAACUUGCAAAAUGACGGGAAAAGGGGAGAGCAAAUCAAACAAAACAAAGCGGUUUUGGUUUCAGGAACUGAUAGCAUUGACGAUGAGAACUUCCAGAGAUUCACCAGAUGGUACAAGGGAAGAGUGAAGAUUACGGUAUCGAAAAAAUUAGAGGAACAGUUCACAGAGUGAUUUUAUAGGAUGUUACCCCCGAACACAUCACCCUGGUUAAUAGAAGCGCGACGAAAAGUGCGGCAAUCGGAGGAUUCAAGAUCAUUCACGAGUACGGACAAAACAGCGUCUAUGUCGACCUUCCAGCGAACUUGGUCCUUGCCCCCAAGGAAUCUUUCAAGGUUUGUUUUUUUUUAAAUCUUUUCGGUGUUUACCUCCAAACUCUUUCAGAUCUAUGCUCGUGGCGCGGCCCACGAGCGCGGAUCCGUCGUCGCUGAAAUCGACUUGUUCGAUACGACCGUCCACACGAACACGUCAAUCAGAAAUACCAGCAAUGAGGUACGUGGAGCUGGAGCACAAUGAUUUGUAGCUUUCGAUAAGUGACACCCUGUCGUCGCUCGUGUCUAUUCCUCUCACAAUUCAUAGCACAAAAAGACUGUGUAUUUCAGGUGAAGUCGUGGUUUGUUUACAUUAGCAACACCGAAAUCGGCGAUCAGCAUCAUUAA
Messenger RNA from Caenorhabditis sp. 36 PRJEB53466, 3317 nucleotides. The record is from the annotation of a GenBank genome assembly. Lineage: Eukaryota; Metazoa; Nematoda; Chromadorea; Rhabditida; Rhabditidae.